Messenger RNA from Haliotis rufescens (red abalone), 2230 nucleotides. RefSeq lists its product as uncharacterized. Lineage: Eukaryota; Metazoa; Mollusca; Gastropoda; Lepetellida; Haliotidae. The record is from RefSeq and is a predicted model, not a curated record. Bases 346 to 891 code for a protein of 181 amino acids. The transcript is spliced from 3 exons.
CAGCGGAAUAGUCCUCCAUCGACCGCGGCUGUGAUGGUCGAUCAAUACUCCCAUCACUAAAUCCAUCUCACCUGGACAGUGAAGGAAGAUAGACUAGCCCAUGUAGCCUUCCCCAAUAAAAGUGAAUUGGUCUAUUGUCAGCAUGUGUUGUGAGAGCAACGUUGAUGGGUGGUUCUGUUAAUGAACUCAUUGAGGCCACUGAGUCAUUAUCGCGACGGCAGCGUGUAGGCUGUGAGAACGGAUGUUGUACAGUGGAGGAAACUUUUGUUCCUUCGGUGAACAAUGUGGAUUUGUCUGGGAGAUCAGGUGUCCCAUUCAGGUGUGGACGUGUAAGGUAAUCUCUUCAUGUUCUCGCGGACUCUUAACGGGAGGAGGAAGCCCCUGGAGGUGAGACUUGUACCGUCCCGGAUCCACUUCACCAACUGUCUCGACCCCCAGGCUUUACAUGACGAGGGGGUGAUGGGGGAGUUUUGUCGAAAGGUGGUGGAGAGGGGGGAAUACCCCCGGUUGCAGGUAGCGGAGAAGGAUGGGCACUACUUUACCCUGAAUAACACCCGACUCCACCUAUUCCGUCGUCUUGAGGAGUUGGGACAUUGUCGUAAAGUGAAGGUGGAGAGGAUUCCACUUAAAGAGAUUCCUGAGGGCAUUCGACAGAUGAUGACUCCACCUCCAUCAAUUAAACAUAACAAACGAAAGGGUUAUCAGCCAGUUGGUCAAGUUCAAGAACCAAUAAAAGCUCAAUCGGACGAUGACAGUAGUGAUGACGUCACUGAGACAGAGGAAUCAGAGGACUCGGACACAGACAGUGAUUUAAGCGAUGAAGACGAUGAGGAAACUUCCGAGGAAGUGUCGGAAAAUCAAUCACAAGAAGAGGAUGAAAGUUUGUUGUGACAGGGGUUGUCCUUUCUCUCCGACAGUGGACAAAUAUUGACCUUUUCUAGGGCAGAUGGAUAGAACAAGCGCCAUGAUUCUAUAGUAAACGACACAGUCAAGAAUUACCGGCGACUUGUGCUCAACUGAAAGCAAUGUAAAUAUGUUAAUACUUCUUGACAUCGGUUUUUUUCUGAGAUUGUAUUUGUACUUUUUUGACGACAGGGACUGAAUAUAUUUCCUUUGGUCUCAUACCAUAUUCUUUAAUACAGGGACACAUACAGGUUCGUGUGGGAAUGAAUCAGAAAUGUUUUCAAUAAACACGUGAAUGCAAUAUCGAUCCAUUGUCACGUCACAUAAAUACACGAGCAGGCUAUUCAGCAAUCAACGUCAGGAAGAAUGGAGACAUCAAACAGACAUCCAGUGAUUAUUCAUUCACGAUAAAUGUAUGAAAUUGAUUGAGAAAAAACUCACACUUACCUGAGAUGUACACGAUUGAUAUGUACGUGAGCGUAACGCCGCUUUGAACAAUGUUGACGUUAACGCUAUGUCACGGCGUGCCAUCUUAAUGAGAGGAAAGACUAUAGAAGGAGGAAUUAAUUUACCACUUUGGUGACACAUUCGAGCGUGGUAACUUUGUCGUAGAACCAAGGAUCACAAUUUCAGUGAAUUCUCGAGUCAAACUUUCAGACGAUCAUUUAUGGUAUUGUAUUUACAUAAAUCUUGUUAUAUUUUAGAGGUGAGUGAAGUAUGGUUUUAAGUAUCUCUGGCACUGACACUUCAAUUUACAUAUUGCAAACUGUAUUGAUAUUUUGUGAGAAAUAAACAUUGUUUCAAUUGUUAGAGAUGUAUGCCUAAUUUGUCAUUUAAAUAACGAAUUCGGCAAAUAUUCAUAUUAUCAAGUAUUUGAUGACGAUGACCACUUACAAGAUUUUGUAAUCCUGAGAGACGUUAUUAUAUCAAUUACAAGUAAAACUAUGUUAUACAUUAUACCUAGAGUUUCACAAUGAUUUAUCGGAAUAAUAUACACCAGGAAGGUCAAAUUUAACUGAAUUACAGAUGCAGUCAAACGUUAGGGGCGGUGGGUAGUUUAGUGGAUAAAGCGUUCGCUCGUCAUGCCGAAGGCUUCGUUUCACAACAUGGGUACGAAAUUUGAACCCCGUUUCUGAUGUUAGCCAUCUUGAUCUUACUGGGAUAUUGGUAAAAGCGGCGUAAAACCAUCAAGAACUUUAAUGAGUUUUGAUUCCCAAAUGCUGACACGAAUUCACAACUAAGAUGCGAUUAAUAUAAUAAAGACAUAUCAUACCUUGCCACAAAUGGUUGUUUAGGCAUAUAUGUUUAAUAAACUCUUUUGAACUUA